GCUCACCGCGUUCUCGCCCGCGCUCCCACGAGCAUGGUCCAGAAGACUGGCGCGCGGUUUUUCUGCUGUUGAUUGGUCGCAGUAUGCAUACAGCACGCCAAUUUUCAAAAAGACGAGGCGGGAAGAGCUGGCUGAGAAGUGGGACAACUUGGGCUUCUCCAUUCGGACCAUGAAUGGUCACGUGAGGUAUACCUGGUCUGAUGGCAGCUGGGACUCAGGGGUUUUCGUCCCGGCGCCAUACCAGUUGAUGCACAUCAAUGCUGGAGCGCUGCACUAUGGGGUGUCCGUCUUUGAAGGCAUGAAGGCCUUCGCGUGCAAGGACAACAAGAUCCGGCUGCUGAACCCGGCGCUCAACGCGGCGCGCAUGCAGAAGGGCGCGGACGCGCUGCUGAUGCCACAAGUGCCUACGGACAUGUUCGUCAACGGCGUGAUGGAAGCUGUCCGACGAAACCGAGAAUUCGUCCCGCCGUACGGCAACAAUGCCUCCAUGUACAUCCGGCCCUUGCUCUUCGCCAGCGGUCAGAUGUUAGGUUUGGCGCCCUUGGCAAACGAGUACACCUUCUUCGUGACAGUCCUUCCAGCUGGCGGCUACUUCGGGAAAGGCAGCGAGGUCGGGGUGAAGGCUUUGGUGAGCAGCAACCACGACCGCGCCGCCCCAAAGGGCCUUGGCUCUGUGAAGGCAGCGGGCAACUACGCCGCCGACCUCUCCCCAGUGCACCAGGCGCACGGCAACGGGUACAACACCACACUCUACCUGGACGCAAAGGAGAAGAGGUACAUCGAGGAGUUCUCGGUGUGCAACUUUGUGGGCAUCACCAAGGAUGGGCGCUACGUGACCCCAAAGUCCGACACCAUUUUGCAGUCGACCACCAACAUCAUGUUGCAGCAGUUGGCCAGAGAUCGCGGCAUGAUUGUGGAGGAGCGGCCCAUUGACUUUGAGAAAGAGAUUGAGAACUUCAAGGAAGUUGGUAUGUGUGGCACCGCGGCGGUGGUGGUUAAGGUGAACUCUAUCACCUUUGGUGAGAAGACAUUCGACUUUGAAGACUUCGAUGUCAUCUCCGGGCUGCGAAGCCAGCUCACUGCAAUCCAGUGCGGGGAAGCAGAAGACAAGCACGGCUGGAUGAAGGAAGUCUGCGACUGUGUGAACGAUGAGAUCCCUGAGAUCUUCCCGGUCCAGAGCGCCUCCUAUGCGCCCGACAUGGUGACGGCUGAGGCCAAGGGCACUGUCCAGAAAAUGGGCAGCGAAGCAAUGCACGGCCUCGAGCGAUUGUUGCUGGAGCACGUGGUCGGCAACGCCGAGCCGGGCAAUCCCGACAGCGUGCUCGCAGCAAUGGACGCUUUCUGGAACAAGACGUUCCAGGCGCAAGGCGCAGAGAAGUGGAAUGUGCGGGGCCUCAAGAUCGAGGAGUUGGUCAGAGAAAAGGUCCACAAAAAGGCUGGCUCCGGAGAGCCAGUGAGAUGCUUGGAGAUGGGCACCUACUGCGGCUACAGCGCGCUGCGAAUAGCUCGGAAUCUGCCGGAAGGAGGGAAGCUCCUGAGUGUGGAGAAGGACGAGCUGUUUGCCGCCAUUGCCACCAAGAUCAUCGAGUUUGCAGGCUUAGACGACAAGGUGAAGAUUUGGAUUGGCACGGUGCACUCCGAAAUCGCCAACAUUACCAGCAGGAUGGAGAGGCAGCCGGCAGACUUCGUCCUGGUUGACCACUCCAAGGAGCGGUAUGUCCCGGACCUGAAGCUGCUGGAAGAUUGUGGCGUCAUCACUCAGGAUAGCGCGGUGGUUGGAGACGUGGAAGUCUACCCUGGAGACGAGAGGCCCCCAAGAGUCAUCGAAGAAGAGAUCAGCCGCUACUUCUCCGACAGGGCCUUCGGGCUGGCCACCAUGGUCUGA
Effrenium voratum is the source of this 1885-nucleotide messenger RNA. The record is from the annotation of a GenBank genome assembly. Lineage: Eukaryota; Dinophyceae; Suessiales; Symbiodiniaceae.